Molecule: messenger RNA, 5805 nt
Organism: Scylla paramamosain (green mud crab)
Lineage: Eukaryota; Metazoa; Arthropoda; Malacostraca; Decapoda; Portunidae
Exons: 10
Coding region: 1586-2128 (180 amino acids)
Source: RefSeq, a predicted model, not a curated record
AGACGACGCCAGGACUUGUUGAAACCUUCUUUGGUGUGGCGUGGCGGCUUACAGCGGGAAUAUGGAGGUGUGCAUGCUUAGUGUGCACAGUUACUAGCAAUGUAUGUAUCGCAAUGUUGUAUAUGCAGUAAAAAAUAUUGUGUGCAGAGAAAAGUAAGCAAAUAUGAAGUAUUACACGUAUAUUUGGUCCUUAAAUAGUGAUGGCCAUGACUGACCGGGAAAGAAGCUCAUUUUGGCGUUAUGGCGUAUUGAGAUAUUGUUAGUGUGUAAAUAGAUGGAAAAUUUAAUGUUUCAUAUACCUUGCUACUGAAAGUGCAGUAAACAUAGCGAGUUAUGCUAUAAUGGACAUGUAUCCGGUCCUCAACACAACGUACUCUGGAUGGUGGCCCAGACAGAAUCCAGUACACCUGCAGAGCAAAGGAAGGAGGACCAGUUCAGGUGAAAGUGGUCAUAUUCACCAGGGAGCAGAAAAGGAAAGUAUUUCAGGAUGUUCAUGACUCCAGUAGAGGAGGAGCUCACAUGGGCAUCACUAAGACUAUUGCCAAAACUACAGAGAGAUUUUAUUGCAUAGGCAUUAAGAAAGAUGUAGUGAAUUGGACAGGUGAGUGUGACUGACGUCAGAGAUCUGAAAAGAUGAAAACUGUAGCACCAGUCCUGAAUCCUAUUAAGAGUGAAGGCCCUUGGCAGAUGGUUGAUGUAGAUUUGAUGGGGCCCUAAAAGAAACUCAGUCUGGCAACAAGGACAUCCUUACUUUAACAGACUUACACUCCAGAUUUAUAGAGGCAUUUCCACUGCCUUCAAAAUGUGCUGAUCUGGUAUGUGAUGUAUUGCAGAGUAUUUUCCACUGUUCUGGUCCCCCAGAGAAAACCUUAACUGAUCAGGGAAAGGAAUUCUGUAAUACAUUAAAUGAUACUCUUUUCCAUUGUCCAAGUGAAGCACCUUGUAACACUUGCUUGCCACCCCCAAACUAAUGGCCAGGAUGAGAAGACCAACCAGACACUGAAGGGCUCUUUAACUAAAUUGGUAAAUGAGAAUCAGAAUGACUGGGACAGACACUCGGAGGCUGCUCUGUUUGGUAUAUGAACAUCAAUGCAAGCUUCAAUAAAGUGUUCUCCCUCUUUCUUGAAGUUUGGUAGACAGCCAACACUGUUUGUUGAACAGCACCAAAAUGAUCUUCAUGAAAAAGUUGAUAUUUUAGAAUUCCCAAAUUUGAGCCCCUCAGAUGAGUCAGUGGAAUCAAGAAAGAGUAGCUUGACAGCCAUAAAAGAAAAAGUUGGCAGUCAUGUUGCUAAAGCACAAGCUGAACAAAAGAAAUAAUAUGAAAUGAGGAAAGCUAAAGGACAUAAGUCAUUUGACUUUAAGAUUGGAAUGAAAGUUGUUGUAAAGAAUAAUAAAAAGCAAGGAAGGAAAGGUUCCUGGCUUGAGGAGGACUGGCUUGGGCCUUAUGACACACCCAGCAUCUUAGAUAACUUUGUACAAAUCACCACAAAUGGAAAACUUCAAAAUAAAACUGCAUUAAUUCACAUUAAACUUUAUAAUUCCCUCAGUAGGUACUGCACAGGAGCAUGCACAACUUUGUGGCCAAAUGCUGCUGCCAUCAGCUGCAGGGAGUGCUUCUGCAGUCUCUGUCUUUCCAGAAUCCAUGGCAUCUGGGGAGGAGCCUGGAGAGGACAUUCCCCCAGCCACAGACCAUGCUGGUGUGAGGCAGCAGCCUGAGGUGCUCCUUUGUGAAGGGUCACACCAUAUCACUCCCCUUGAUGUGCUCCUUUGUGAAGGGUCACACCAUAUCACUCCCCUGCCUCUCACCACUGUCAGUAAGGAAUGCAUUUCAGAAUCCUCAGCAUAUGGGGAGAAGCCUGGAGAGGACACUUCCCCAGCCACAGACCAUGCUGGUGUGAGGCAGCAGCCUGAGGUGCUCCUUUGUGAAGGGUCACAGCAUAUCACUCCCCUGCCUCUCACCACUGUUGGGAAGGAAUGCAUUUCAGCUGACUGGCUGGCUAUCUGGCUGACUAGUCCACUGUGGGAUGGCUGGCUGGCUGGUUGGCUGGGUGACUCCUCAAGGGCAGCUGUCCCAUCUCUCAAGUGGCCACAUUUUGCAGGCGUCCCCAACCCCUCCCGCCCUGAGUGAACACACCCCCAGACAAAGCCUCUAAUGGGGCCAAGGGGAAGGGAGCAGCCUAGGCCCCUUGCAAUGCUGAGAGAGGUGCAGCCAGCAAGGAGGCAAGUGGCUCAUCUGUCAGUUCUAACCAUGAGGAGCUGGUGUGCACCUACCACGCCCACAGCCACACCAAUGGAGGGCCAACGACACCCAAGUCUGGCCGGUGUGGGUGGGAGUGCAGCUGAGAGUGGUGGUGUGAUGAGUGUGGAGGCUUAAGGCUUAUAGGUGUGGUGACAAGUAGUGAGGUCACCACUGAAUCUGACACACCUGCUGAGCCUGACCUGGUGUCUUUCUGUGCUACCCUGGGCAACAACCGAGCCCUGCGAGUCCCUACCCUCUUCAAGCCAGACGGGGACUACCAGACUGUGGCUGACAUGGUGGGUGGCAGUCACUCCAUUACAGAGUCAACUACCAGUCACGAGAAAGUUUGGACGAGGCCAGAAGUGCGUCAUCCCACCGCAGGUCACGGGGACAGGAACUGCAGGCCAGGCAGGGUCACUGUCCCUCCCACGGCGACCCGGAUUAUAGCUAUGCUCACCCUGUGAAGAAGCAGUACCUUCCCCCACCCCUCCACUGUCCUCCACUGACAGCAACAGGUGUAUGAGUUAGUGAUAGUGAGGUCACUGACAGACAGACUCGCCAAAUUGUUCAUUAGUAAAAGUUCCAUGGCCACUAAGUUUGUAAUCUGCUUCUGUGUUUGUAUCUUUCCAGCCUUUUUAUUCAUUGAUGUACACUUUUGCCUUUCACUGCUUCCUCCUGUAAUCCAUUCUAUAUCUUUAUAUAUUUACAUGGAAAGAUAUGUUUGCAUUAUUUGGACAUUCUCUCUCUCUCUCUCUCUCUCUCUCUCUCUCUCUCUCUCUCUCUCUCUCUCUCUCUCUCUCUCUCUCUCUCUCUCUCUCUCUCUCUCUCUCUCUCUCUCUCUAAUAUUGAGGUUCAUCUCUUGUCCAUAACAAAAGGGCAUUUCUGUCUGGUUCCUCAGGUUGGUUGACUAACCCUAAAGCUGCAGGGGUUUUCACACAUUUCUCCAUUCCAUAUGUCUCUACUCCUUUGUGGAAAGAUGUGUGUUAUUUAGGAAGCUCUCUUCUGUCCAAGUUUCUUUUCAUCUUUAUCAUCAUGUGUCAAGUCAUCCAGUUCUGGCACUAUCUUAGUGGCUGUUCUUUGUAUUCUUUCAAAUCUCUACAUGAAACAUCACCGAAUUAAUUAAGCUUAGCAGAAAUUAUGUAAUGUGCCCUACUGAUGCUGGUGUGAAGGUGAGGUGUUUGUAGUGAGCCGUGUGAUGCCUUCCCCAGUGCUGAAUAUGGAGAGAGCAGCCAGGCGACACCAUACACUGGAGUUUUCUGAGGAGGAGUGCGACCACCCCUUCAUCAAGCAAGCAGGAGUGGAGCCUCUGGAGCAGCUGAUGGCUGACCUGGAGCUGGAGAAGAUGGUUCAGGAUGCCAGCAAGACAGCUCUUUGACACUUCCAGUAGUGGUAGAAUCCUCCCAUCACCACCCUCACUCCUCUGCCACUGCUGACCACAACACUGAGGCUGUAUUCUUCAGGACCUGAUUGUUGCUUGGACUUGAGGCUUCCCUGCUUGGGACUGGCAGUUCUGCAAAUGCUGUUAGUGACAGCAUCCGUAGGACAACAGUGUAGGUGGUGUCCUCUGGAGGUCCUUCACCUGCAUGGAGCUAAGUCCACCUGUUGUAAUACUUGAAUGCCUUUCUUCAACCAUCUUGAAUUAGGAACAUCUUGCAACAACCACAUACCAAACAUUCCACAGUCAUUACAAAUAUUCUUUAUACAAGCUAACCAUGGAGAAGUAUAAAGCCCUAACCUAUCCAGCUGCAAUAGACAUUGGUACAUUACAUAACACAAUUUAGUAUUUUUACCUGAAAUUAGCCUAGACCAAUAACCUAUCAUUUUUUCUUUAUAUAAAUAUCAAGUGGAAAUACACCCAGUUCACCAUACACCAUGUCAUUACAAGUAUUCUUAUGAACACCCAAAACCUGUUUUAGAAAUUUCAUGUACAUAUACUCUAACUCCCUAGCAAUAUGGUAACCCCAAAUUUCAGAUGCAUAAGACAAUAUAGGUAACACCGUGGCGGUAAAUAAUUCGAGUUGUAUAUCCACUGGCAAGUCAAACUUCCUACACUUACUUAUUUAUUAAUGAGUACAUUGCUCCUGUGGCUGUCUCUUUUAGCUCCAGCUCACCUUUGUGAAACCUCCAAUUAUAAUUUAAUAACACUCCAAUAUACUUAUACUCUGUCACUACUUCAUUGUUUUUACCACCAAAUUCCAAUUCAUAGAUAAAUUUUCUCUUCCCUACUUUUGUUUUGUUACAAUUUAGCUUCAAUUUCCAUUCAUUACAAUAUAAAUUCAGAGCAACCAGUGCCUGCUUCAUUCCAUCCUCACUGUCACACAAAAUAACUGUAUCAUCUGCAUACAUAAUAACAAAUAGUUUAAGGUACAUGUUUAAGAAAUCAUCACCAAAAUUUACAUAACUGCAAUUAUAUUCAAUUAAUUUACUUUCAAUAUCAUUCAAAUAAAAAGCUAAAAGCACUGGUGAUAAAUUUUCCCCCUGUCUUAACCCUACAUUGCAAACAAAGGUGUCUGAAAUCUCCUGGUUAAGCAUGACACAUGAUUUGAUAUUAUCAUACAUAUUUUUUAUUACAUUUAGAAUUUUCCCUUGCACCUUUUCCUUCACAAGCUUACACCAUAAACCUUCACGCCAUACCAUAUCAAAGGAUUUCUUGUGAUCAACAAAUAAACAAAAUAGCUUUCUCUUUUUCCAGUUAAAUAAUCAAUUACACAUUUCAACAAAAAUAUAUGAUCCAGAGUGGAAUAUCGAUGUCUAAAGCCCGCUCGUGUUUCAUUAAUGAUAGAUAAGGUGUUUGAAUAAUCAUAAGUCUUUCAUUAAGUAUGGAGGUGAAGAGCUUCCCCAUGCAGCUAAGUAAGGUGAUGCCCCUGUAAUUACUAACAUCCUGGAUGUCUCCCUUGUUUUUAUAGAGUGGCACUAUUGUACCCUGUUUACAACAGGAAGUGUACUUUGUAUCUUACAUUUAAUUCUUGCAUGUAGUCCACAGUGUACAUCAGUGUGUGUGUAUUAACCUAGCCGUAUUGUACAGGGCACGAGCCAAAGCUCAUUUUGUCCUGUCUCCAUAACCAUAUUUAUCUGGUUUGUCUUUAAACACUGUUAACCACAACUACUUUUUCCUUCAAAUCAUUCCAGAUUUCAAUAGUUCUAUAUGGGAAGCUGUAUUUCUUGACGUUGCUUGAACAUACACUCCUUUAUUUUCUUCCCAUGCCUCCUUGUCUGUCUCUCUCCCUGCUCCAUCUGUGGUGCCAAGUCAUUUCUGUCUGUUCUUUCUGUAUUGUUUACUAUUACUAAUUUGUACAUUGUUAUCAGGUCUCCUCUUUCUCUUCUCCCUUGUAGUGUUGGUAAUCCCAUCUCUUCAAGUCUUUCUUCAUAGCUUAAGUCUUUUAAUUCUGGUACCAUCUUUGUCGCUAUCCUCUGUAUUCUUUCCAGUCUCCGUAUGUCUUUUUUUCUAUGUGGAGCUCAAACUACUGCUGCAUGUUCAAUUUAGGAUGUAUCAUGCUUAUUAUAACUUGCUUCAUAAUUUCUUUAUCUAAAUAGUUAAACACCACCCUAAUGUCUAUCAACAAGCU